GGGUGUUUUCGAGGCUUUUCAUCCGAUUAUGUCAGCCACAGUGGGUGGCGGCCUGAUGGCCUUGUUCACGCCUGAGGCUGGAAACAAGGGACCCGCCAAUCACCGGCGGCAAAAAUGACCGCCUGGCGGCAGAAUUCGGGACCGCCGAAGCAUCCCCGACAGGCCGGGAUUCUUUUCUGGAUCGCCAGGUUGAUUGCGCCCUCUCUUGGUCUGCUGCUAUAGAUAUCAGCCCCUUCUUGUCAGAAGAGCUGGCUUUCCCCUGUGCCGACCAGGCGAUGACCGUAUGAUACUACUACUAAGUGCUAAUACUUGAAGCCUGUCAUUAUUCUUCUCUCCACAGAACCAAUUGUCUUGACUACAAUUCUCUCCACAUACGCCCAUCAUGGUGGUUUUAAAAAACACCAAGUCCUUGGUGCUACGCUAUUCCCCCGUCAACAAACCAUCUCACGUCGCCAUGCGGUACUUAAGCGCCGAAGUCCACCCCCUCCGGCCUAAGAUCGCACACAUGUAUGCAACCCGCGACAAGGACACGCUAUGGUGGAUGGUAAAUCCAUCCUAUCUGAUGUCCUCGAAAAUGAAACGCCUGGUUCGAUCAUGGUGUAGCCGACGAGCCCGGACGGCCUUCCGGCAAGCGCUGAAAGAGCACGGCUUUGACACGGACGGUCGAAGAAUCAGAGAUGAACCACUGGACUCUAGAGAUAGAGGAAAGGAUCUGAAGGGCAAUGUUGAAUUGUUGCUUCAUGCGGAGAUCAUGCGGAUGCGAUUCGAGGACAUACGGAAGGAGAUGAGUGCUGGAGUGGGUGCUUUGGUAGAUAGAAUGGAGAAAAAGAAUGCGCCGCUGAAAUCGGGGAAAAAGCAAAAGAAAACAGAGGCGGAUGCAGACGAUUAACAGGAUGAGAUAUCAUGAUCCUAUCGGCAAAAUACCCGUAGUAAAGGAGUUGUGGAUAUUGACUCGAUUCUACUGUAUAUUUGUAUAGCAAGUUGGGGGAAAUAUACUUACUAACCCCCUUGCGAUGUGCUGCGUAGGACAUGCAGCGCUUUUACUGUCAGUCAAGCAUACUACUAUCCAAGAGUCUAAGACAUGAAUGAUAUCUGGUGUCAAUCGAGUAUGUCCGUCGAGACUGGGAAUGAUCGAGGCAUAUCAU
Messenger RNA from Aspergillus sclerotioniger CBS 115572, 1145 nucleotides. RefSeq lists its product as uncharacterized. The record is from RefSeq and is a predicted model, not a curated record. Bases 383 to 889 code for a protein of 168 amino acids. Lineage: Eukaryota; Fungi; Ascomycota; Eurotiomycetes; Eurotiales; Aspergillaceae. The transcript is spliced from 2 exons.